GCAUACCAGUGGUGCAUUUAGUUUCAAUCCACAACAACUUCAGACUUCAAUUGAGACUGUCAUGGCUUCUUCAGGUCCUUUUCCUCUCUUGGCUCACCCGUACCGGUCUGCCGCUCAAGGCUCCUGUGCCUACGAGAUGGGUAACACAGCCUCCAAGAACGCCCUUGUCUUCAUUGGAGGUAUGAAGGAUGGCCCUCAUACGACGCCGUACAUUCGAACUGUUGCUCAGCGGCUGGAAAAGACGCCCGAGUUGAGCUUCUCCGUGUUUGAAACUCGACUGAGGAGCUCCUUUGACGGAUUCGGAACCUCUAGCCUGGCAGACGAUGUUCGUGACAUCUCUACGUUUGUCAAGUAUCUUCGCUCCAUUGGCCGGGAAAAGGUUAUUCUAUUUGGUCAUUCAACGGGGUGUCAGGACUGUAUGGAAUACACAAACUAUGCCAAGCAUUCCAACAGCCCCGUGGAUGGCUUCAUUCUGCAAGCUCCCGUUUCGGACAGAGAGUCGCUGGAGACCUUCCUUCCGGAUUACCAAUCCAAGCUCGACUAUGCCAACAAGAUGAUUGCUGAGGGAAAGGGAGCCGACUGUCUGCCCAAUGAGCAUUCGAUUGCCAUGCUGAACGCACCGAUGUCAGCAAACAGGUUCCACGACCUCUUUGCCAAAGGGGGUGCCGAUGAUUAUUUUUCUUCCGACCUGGAUGACCAGACAGUAAACAAGUUUUGGAGCCGGUUCAGCAAGCCUGUGCUUGUGCUACACUCGGAGGAGGACGAGUUUGUUCCGGCCAGAGUUGAUCAGGCGGCGCUGAAUAAGAGAUAUCAAGCGGCAAGCUCAUUCGUCAGCCCAUUGUCCGGCCUCAUACCGGGAACCGGUCACACUGUCUGGCACGAGGAGGCUCAAGAAUGGCUGGCAGGGAGAGUUAUUGAGUUUCUCCAGACUCUUACCUAAGCCCGCUGAGCUCAAGAAAUAGAGUUGUGUCUCUGUGAUGCCUGGCGGUGGCGUAGGCUACUAAGACACAUACAUACGUAUACCUCCACAGCUGUGCUUUGUAAUAGCACUUCUACUGAGCCACCC
Molecule: messenger RNA, 1066 nt
Organism: Trichoderma virens Gv29-8
Lineage: Eukaryota; Fungi; Ascomycota; Sordariomycetes; Hypocreales; Hypocreaceae
Exons: 3
Coding region: 62-940 (292 amino acids)
Source: RefSeq, a predicted model, not a curated record